Branchiostoma floridae (Florida lancelet) is the source of this 2494-nucleotide messenger RNA. RefSeq names its product complex I assembly factor ACAD9, mitochondrial-like. Lineage: Eukaryota; Metazoa; Chordata; Leptocardii; Amphioxiformes; Branchiostomatidae. Gene Ontology annotation, molecular function: flavin adenine dinucleotide binding; acyl-CoA dehydrogenase activity. The transcript is spliced from 14 exons. The coding region runs from base 31 to 1668 and encodes 545 amino acids. The record is from RefSeq and is a predicted model, not a curated record.
UUGUUUGUUUGUUUGUUUGUUUAUAUCCCCAUGGAAACCCUGCAAGGUCUGAAGGACCUGGGACUGUUCGGCAUGCAGGUGCCAAUGGAGUACGGUGGGCUGGGCCUGUCCAACACAGAGUACGCCCGUCUGGGUGAGAUCACAGCCAUCGACGGGGCGAUCGCGGUGACCUUGGCGGCGCACCAGGCCAUCGGGCUGAAGGGCAUCCUCAUCGCGGGAAACGACGAGCAAAAGACAAAGUACCUCCCGAAGCUGGCGACGGGCGAGCACGUGGCGGCCUUCGCGCUGACCGAGCCUUCCAGCGGAAGUGACGCUGCUUCGAUCCAGACGCGAGCGACUCUUAGCGACGACGGAAAACAUUUCCUACUGAACGGGGGAAAGAUCUGGAUCUCGAAUGGCGGCAUCGCUGACGUCUUCACGGUGUUUGCCAAGACAGAGGUCGUGGACAGCGCGUCCGGCAAGGUCAAGGACAAGGUCACGGCCUUCAUCGUGGAGCGGAGUUUUGGCGGGAUCACGAGCGGCAAGCCGGAGGACAAGCUGGGGAUCCGGGGGUCCAACACGUGCACCGUGCACUUUGAAGACACGCCCGUCCCGGUGGAGAACGUCCUUGGAGAGGUCGGCGGGGGUUUCAAGGUCGCCAUGAACAUCUUAAAUGGCGGGCGGUUCAGUAUGGGCAGCAGCGGCGCCGGCAUCGUCAAGAAGCUGAUUGAACAAACAGCAGAACACGCCACAAGUCGUGUACAGUUCAACAAGAAGCUGAUGGAGUUCCCACUCAUUCAGGAGAAGUUUGCUGAGAUGGCGUUGCGAGCCUAUGCCAUGGAGAGCAUGGCGUACCUGACGGCCGGCAUCAUGGACCGCUGGCCGGGCGGAGACCCCGACUGCUCCGUGGAGGCUGCCAUGGUCAAGGUGUACAGUUCAGAGAGCGUGUGGUCCAGCGUUAGUGAGGCCCUGCAGGUGCUGGGAGGACUGGGCUACAUGAAGGAGUAUCCGUACGAGCGCUACCUGAGAGACGCGAGGAUCCUCAUGAUAUUUGAGGGGACCAAUGAAAUCCUGCGCAUGUACAUCGCCCUGGUGGGAAUGAAGUUUGCUGGAGACAUACUGAAGGAGAAACUCAAGGAUCUGAAGCGCGGUAACAUCGGCGUGAUUCUCCAGACCGUGCGCCAGCGAUGGGGCUCGGGACUCGGGCUGGGGCCGAGUCUGGGGUUCAUCUCGGAGGACCGGUUCAUCGGAGACGGCUUCAAGUCGCAUCCCAGCGUCUCGGCCGGAGCCAAGCUUCUGGAGGAGAACGUAAACACGAUGGGGAUGACGACGGAAACGCUGCUGGCCAGACACGGCAAGGGCAUCGUGGAUCAACAGCUGAUACUGAAGAGAGUCGCUGACAUCACAACCAACCUGUACGCAAUGACGGCGGUCGUGUCUCGCGCCAGCAAGGCGGUCAUCUCAGGGCUUCCUAACUAUGACCAUGAGGUCCUGAUGGCCAACACCUUCUGCCAGAAAACCUACAACACAAACAUGCAGCUGUUCGACGAGCUGAGCAGAGAAAACACGGACGCGGCUGUGCAGAAAAUCGGCACAGACAUCCUGAAGGCUGGAAGUUACAUUGCGGCACACCCGCUCGACAGAACGCACGACUUCGACAACAUUGACGUGGUGCCGCCCCAGCGGUAACGGGCACAAAAUCUUGCCGGAGUAACACGGUCGCACGACUCAGACUUGGUCUGUGACGUGUUUUCCUGUGAUGAAACUGUUGUCUCCAUCGUGAUACCUUACUGGUCACUUAGACUUUGGCAAGACACCAGAAUUAAUCAACUUAGAUUUCUUCCGUGACGAGGUAUAUUUUGAUGAAACUGCUGUCCCUGCUGUAUCACUGACCAAGACAUCAGGAAUAUCACAGAUGUGAUCAACUUUAACUCAGCCUGAACUGAAACAUCACCGAAGGAUUUGGGAGACAUGUUGCUCAGUCAAAACUUUGUGCAAGUUGCUCUGUGCAGAUUUACUGUUUACUGUUUACUUUUUGGUUUCUAUCAGAACAGAUGGACUUUUCUUGUUAACUUAUGCCUUAUUUGUCUCUUUAUUUCUAUGCUCAUAUAGACUAGAGAUAUAAUAUUUGCUUGAAAGGGAAAUUACAUGUACCUGAGAGAAUUUUCCAGUGCUUGCAAAUUUAAUGUAACCAGUGUCAAGCUAUAGUUUCAUAGACAUCUGCAAAUUAAAUGAAUAGGCUAAUGAGGUGAGAUUGACGUAUGUCACAGGGUAGAUAAAAUAGUAAGAAUAUGGUGACUUUCUGUAUAUCAAAAUAGACCUGGCCCACUUCCUUGCCAGGACCAUAAUUUAUCCAUAAUUCCAGUUAAUAUCCAAUUAUAUAGUUGAUGUAUUUAUUCCUGGAAGUUUGAAAGUUUCAGAAAAAAUAUUAGUCACUUUUGAAACUGCAUACAGGGUAGCGGGUGCCUUGUUUGUUUGUUUGUUGUGUUGUUGUUUUGUAUAAAUAAACAAAACC